CGCUCAUUCCUCCCUGCGCUGGCUGGGGAGACACGCACUUUCUGCUUUUCUGCCUGACGGCUGGCUUUGCUCCAGCAUCCCUCUGUGCCUCUUGUGUGUUCUCCUCCCCCCUCCAGCCUCCGUCUCCCCCCCCCCUAUGGGGUUUCUUGGCCAGCCUGCUUCCCUGGCUGUUGCUGCUGCUGCUGCUGCUGCUGCUGGAGCAGUGGAGCUGUUUGACACUACGCUGCUGCGCCGCUACCGCUCUGCCUCGCUUCUCCUCUCUGCCUGCUGCCUCACACUCUGCUUUGCCGGAUAAUCACCAUCAAGUCUGCCCGAGACCACGGCAGAGGGAAGGAACAGGAGGGAGGCAAAGAAAAAAAAAAGAAAGAGAGUCUGCACUAUCCAUUCAGCUGCUGCAUUUUUCAGUCGUUUCUUUUUUUCUUCCUUGCUGCUGGAGAGUGGAGCAGUGGACAACUGGACAGGAGGGAGCUCCCUUAAGGAAUUUAUGCUCCUCUCGUUUUAUGCUUCUUCCCUCUGUUCAUUCCUGGGACAGAGAGCAGAGGAGGAGAGAAGAGGGAGGGACUGAUAGCAGGAACUCAGACUCUGCCUACAGCUGCACCGCUCAGCGUCCCAUCUUGCUCCAAAGCCACACAAGUCAAACACACAUCCAGUCACCGACAGGACGGAAGGACUGACUGACAGAGACACACAUUCUGUAACUACAGAGAGACAGGUGGCGUUGGUGUCAUGGCGUCAGUGGACGGCACCGGUGCGAGUGUCUCUGGCCGGCUGAGAUCAGGGGAUCUACUUCAUGCUGGUCUGGCAGUUGCGCUGCUGCUGGGUGUGUGGCAUGUUGGUGGGCUCGAGGUGACAACAGGUAAAGUGUCUAUGACCGAAGCAAUAAAUGGCUCCACAGUUCUGCUGCCCUGCUCCUACAUGUCUUGUAUCGGCAUCAGAAACCUCUACUUCAGAUGGGAAUAUAAUGACAAUGGAACCCUCCUGAAGUAUUGCCAAGCAGAAAUUCCUAUGGCGGGCGUGGAGCCAAAGGUGGAGAUAUUCCACAGCCGUGUGGAGUUUGUCGGUUCGUCUAGAGGCAACAUUUCCAUCCUGUUGAAGAACAUCACCUUCGAGGAUGCCGGAGACUACAUCUGCUUUGCCAGAAACCAAAAAGAGAAGAAUCGCAACCACAGCGCUACCUUCACUCUUAAAGUGGUAGACCAACUGAAGGAGGUUGACAAUACUUUGACGGUCAUUAUUGUCUCAGUGCUGGGUGGAGUCAUUGGCUUAGUUAUCAUUGUCAUGGUGAUAAAGGCCUUGGUUGUACACUUCCUGCUGAAGGAUGAUGAGAAGAAUAAAGAGUGCCUGGUGAGCUCCUCAGGGAAUGACAACACAGAAAAUGGACUUUCCGGAGCCAAAGCUGAUAACAAAGGGACACCAAAGGCUUGAGCAUAAUGCAAAGUAUGUCUGUAUGUUUGUAUAUAAGUUAGACAAAUGUACACACUCAGAGAAAAAGCUGUUAUCAGUGGACUGUUUUAUCCUACUAGUGGCUAAACAAUACAACUUGUAAAUGGCUAUUUUAAAUCAUGCUUGAGAUUUGGGAGUGCGACAUAUGCACAGGCCUGGAUCGCUCUCUCGCUUACAUGACAGCCCACUUGUUUCACAGAGUGCUGCCAUUGUUGUUAAAUACCGCUCUACAUCAUACUGAACCAAACAUCCAUUCCCACAGUAAAGCCCGUGACUUUAUUUGGUAAU
Salarias fasciatus (jewelled blenny) is the source of this 1731-nucleotide messenger RNA. It is a transcript of the gene scn4ba, whose product is annotated as sodium channel, voltage-gated, type IV, beta a. NCBI's taxonomy places the organism in Eukaryota, Metazoa, Chordata, Actinopteri, Blenniiformes, Blenniidae. Gene Ontology annotation, molecular function: transmembrane transporter binding; sodium channel regulator activity. The record is from RefSeq and is a predicted model, not a curated record. Gene Ontology annotation, biological process: regulation of ventricular cardiac muscle cell membrane repolarization; cardiac muscle cell action potential involved in contraction; regulation of sodium ion transmembrane transporter activity. Gene Ontology annotation, cellular component: voltage-gated sodium channel complex; plasma membrane. Bases 727 to 1425 code for a protein of 232 amino acids. The transcript is spliced from 5 exons.